AUCUUAUCGAACCUUUGCUUCUAGUUUCAAGUUUCCGAAGAAUUACAGUCUUUACAGGGCACAUCUCUGCGAACCUCAUCAAUUAGUCCUUUCGGUUUCUCAUCUACACUACGGUCAUUUCAAGCAAUUCAGCAUUUGCACAUUACGCGCCGUUCAUUUAGACCGCCAAAAUAAGCAUGUCGUCAACAACUGCGCUUCCAACGUCUUUUAUCACAUUAAUUGCUCGAGCUACAUCAACUCCGACUCCCAAUAUCCAGCAAACCGCAACUUCCAUACCCCAGGCUCCACCCGCACAAUACCCUGGGGCCGCCAACAACGAUGGCUGGAGUCCUGCAGCCAUUAUCGGCAUCGUUGCUGCAAUCGUCAUACUCCUCCUCUUAGUACCGCUCAUUGCCAUUCUACUCCGUCGAUACGAAAGAAAUAGGCUCUGCGAAACUGUGAAGGAUUCCAAUUCUAGUAGAUUGGGCUCAAGCAAGAGCAGUGUGGGGGAAGGCCAAAGCCUCCGGAGCAUACUUGUCACAAGAGAGUUGCAACGUACGAGCUUAAGAUUAGCCCUGGGUGUGGAUAAACCGGAACCAGCGCAUGUGCACGACCGAGGGUGGAGUCGAACGGAAGUCAAGGGUGGGAACGGGAAGUGAACAAGAGUCGAGCAAAUACUUUCUAUGAUGCAAUGCGAACAACCUCAAACAACGGCCGAUGCCAUCAGGACAUAAUACGACCGUCUAUUAGCCCCGGUGAGAGCUAUACCGAGACUCGUCCAAACAGCAGAGAGCACAUCCGCCUCAAGUAAGACCAGUCCCGCCUGUGGAUGUUUUGGUCGAGAGACGUUUACUUUGUGUACUCGAUACUCUGUAUACGUGGACGUCAUAUAUCGGCACUUAUAUACAGCGAAUCAACACUUCGUUUCGUAAGGCAUGCCUAUGCAGCACUACGCAGCAAACCCAAACGAAUCAUGGAGGUUGUUGCAGGACGGGGUUAUCCCGCCUCUGGAUGGUCAUAUAGAACUUGUUCAAGCAGAAUCUUAUGACGUCUUAUUCUAUUUCAUCUCAUGAACUUUCCAGCAGGUUUCAAAUGCAUGUGAAAUGCGGAAUACCGGAUAUAAAUUCGGAAUAAAAUG
Molecule: messenger RNA, 1117 nt
Organism: Cucurbitaria berberidis CBS 394.84
Lineage: Eukaryota; Fungi; Ascomycota; Dothideomycetes; Pleosporales; Cucurbitariaceae
Exons: 1
Coding region: 177-638 (153 amino acids)
Source: RefSeq, a predicted model, not a curated record